AUUUAUCAUAAAAUAGAGGGUAGUUGGCCAGGUAAAGUAUUAGCUAUUGCAGGAGAAAAUUCUAACUAUGUAAGUAGAAGUCAAAUCCACACAUUUAAAGAAGUAUUUGAGAAUAUAAAUUUGGAGAAAGACGUUAAAUUUAUAGAAAAGGCAGGUCAUUGGGUUUAAGCAGAUCAACCAAUAAUAUUCAUUAAUGAAGUAUCUCACUUCUUAAAAAAAAUAUACCAUUGAAAUAUGCAAUGCACUUUAUUCUAAUUUCUUCAUCAUAACUGAAUAAAAACAUAUUUGUUUAUAUUAUUUAAUUUUAUGUAAACUAAACAUUGUCAUACUUAUUUAUCAAUUUAAAUUUUAUGGGAUUUAUUUAUUAUUUUGUGAAAAUAAUUUUAUUAAGAAAAUUAAGUAAUUUGUAAUGAAAGAAAAUAUUUGUUUUAAAUUUUAAAUGAUAAUAAAUUUAAAUCUACAUGAUAAGUAUUAAGAAUAAUUGAUGAAAAAAAAUUACUCCUUUGUGAUAUUAACUAAUUUAUAUUUUAUUGUAUUUUAUUUUAUUUUCUUCAAUUUAUUAAUAAAAAUGAAGGCAAAUACAUAGAUUUAUUGA
Messenger RNA from Tetrahymena thermophila SB210, 595 nucleotides. RefSeq names its product transmembrane protein, putative. The record is from RefSeq and is a predicted model, not a curated record. The annotation marks the transcript as partial. NCBI's taxonomy places the organism in Eukaryota, Ciliophora, Oligohymenophorea, Hymenostomatida, Tetrahymenidae. The transcript has a single exon.